GCGCAGUGUGUAUCGACGGCCCGAGCGCCUAGGCGGGAGGUAAGGGGCUGACGGGCUGCCGCCACGGGGGCGCUGGGCUGCGAUGUGUCACCGCGGGCCGGGCGGCAGACUCAAGGGCGAGGCGCCGGUCACCAAGCCCGGCUUCGGGUGUUUGUGUAUGAGAGAAGAGAGCUGCUGCAAAAAGGAGUGGCUCAACAGCCUUCAGGAUGUCAGAAGUUGAAGAAAAGGUGAAGUUACGUAGGCUUGAGCCAGCCAUACAGAAAUUCACUAAAAUAGUGAUUCCAACAGACCUGGAGAGGCUAAGAAAACACCAGAUAAAUAUUGAGAAGUACCAACGGUGCAGAAUUUGGGACAAAUUGCAUGAAGAGCACAUCAAUGCAGGGCGCACUGUUCAGCAACUGCGCUCCAAUAUCCGAGAAAUGGAGAAGCUUUGCUUGAAAGUACACAAGGAUGAUCUGGUCCUUUUGAAGCGAAUGAUAGAUCCUGUCAAGGAAGCAGCAGCAACAGCUACAGCGGAGUUUCUCCAGCUCCACUUGGAAUCUGUUGAAGAACUCAAGAAACAAGUCAAGGAUGAAGAAGUGUUGCUGCAGCCUUCUCUGACCAGAUCCACAACUGUUGAUGGAGCGCUCCACACUGGGGAGGCUGAAGCUGCUUCUCAGAGUCUGACUCAGAUAUAUGCCUUGCCUGAAAUUCCUAGAGACCAAAAUGCUGCUGAGUCCUGGGAAACCUUAGAAGCGGACUUAAUUGAGCUUAGCCAACUGGUCACUGAUAUGGCCCUCCUAGUGAAUUCUCAGCAGGAGAAGAUUGACAGCAUUGCAGACCAUGUCAACAGUGCCGCUGUGAAUGUUGAAGAGGGAACCAAAAACUUGCAGAAGGCUGCAAAAUACAAGCUGGCAGCUCUGCCUGUGGCAGGUGCACUCAUCGGAGGAGUGGUGGGGGGUCCCAUCGGCCUCCUCGCAGGCUUCAAAGUGGCAGGAAUUGCAGCUGCACUUGGUGGUGGGGUGUUAGGCUUCACAGGUGGAAAAUUGAUACAAAGAAGGAAACAGAAAAUGAUGGAGAAGCUCACUUCCAGCUGUCCAGAUCUCCCUAGCCAAAGUGUCAAAAAAUGCAGUUAAAGCCCAGGCUUCCAGCUGGCGCUGUGCACCCGACCUAAGGAACAGUUGCUGCUGUUGGAAGUGUUAGCAAGCGGCUCUCACUGUCCUUGUGGUGUUGAACCACCAUGAGUGGACUUGUCUGUUUGCUGGGUGUGAAUGGAGAUUUUAGAGGUGGAGGAGCCUGGGCAGAGAGGGUGUCUGUCAGAUCAAGUUUAAAGACUGCCAAAGAGCAAAGGUUAGGCCUGGAAAUGUGAAAACUAGAUCUAUAACUCUAAGGAUCUAAGAUGUGUAGACAUGUAUUGGACACCUAAGGGUCAGUGUAUUUGUAGAUUAUUUCUUCCUAUAGGGAGGAACAGAAUGUGAGUUCAGGAAUCUUUCUGUCAGGUAGGGAUGUUGCUGGUCACCAGGGGGCACAGGUGAACUACCUGUGGACUUAAGGGCUGUUGUACUUAGAUCCAUCUAUAUUUUCUGGGGAAGGAAAUUAACACUAUAAAUAGAAAGAGAAGCCUAUUUUCUCUUUACAGUCUCUUGAUAGUGACAAGGGUGGUUUUUCUGAAGUCUUUCCUGCCUCUCCAGAUAAGGAGCACAGAACCUCACAUGCUAGACCUACUAAACCAGCCAUCAAGCUGGCGAUUCUGAAAACUAUCUGCUUUUAGAGUAAAUCCUACCCAUGUUAUAAGGAUUUUUCUCAUAAUCUGCCUUUUUAUAUAGUUUUCCAUCUCUAGCUACCCCUACCUGUAAUCUCUUUAGUUGGAAAAAGAAAAAUUAAAUAUUUCCAACAUUAUUUGGGUUAAGGGGAGUAUAAGAUCAUAUCACAGGACACUUUAGAAGGGGCUGGCAUACCUGCCUCAAGGGAUGGAGGCCCUCAGUCUUCUUGGGGCUCCAGGAAGGAGCUUUCUACCUCACAUCUGAUACUGCUGCCCUUGCCCAGGCCAGAUGUCUCCCCUCCUGCCGCUGUUCCUCCCAGUGUUCACCCUUAAAGUCUCUCACAUUCUAGAUGGCCAAAUCCACCAUUCAGACCCAAGGAAAGAUCUGUGGUGCUAACCCAGCAGUUGACAUGGACAGCAGGCCUGGUCCAGUUCAACUCCAUGUCUGUCUCAAAACAGGAAGGUUUAAGAUUUAGAGGAAAGGAAUAGGAAGAAGCCGCUGGUCCCUCAACUCUUACGUCUUCUGAGGAGAGUGCACCAGCAGCCAGAGCCCAGAUUCAAGGGCCGAAGGGUUACCACUUAGCUUUUGAAGUGCUGAGUUGAUGCUUGACCUCUGUGCGUUGCUACCUUUCCCUCCGUUACAGCUUCCAUCCUUCAAUGCUUUUUACCAGUGCACUCCUAUGAAUCAAAGCACUACACCGUAUUAAAAGAUCAGAAAGCA
Messenger RNA from Mastomys coucha (southern multimammate mouse), 2462 nucleotides. RefSeq names its product syntaxin 17 (gene Stx17). Lineage: Eukaryota; Metazoa; Chordata; Mammalia; Rodentia; Muridae. The record is from RefSeq and is a predicted model, not a curated record. Gene Ontology annotation, biological process: intracellular protein transport; vesicle fusion; exocytosis. Gene Ontology annotation, molecular function: SNAP receptor activity; SNARE binding. The coding region runs from base 207 to 1115 and encodes 302 amino acids. The transcript has 8 exons. Gene Ontology annotation, cellular component: SNARE complex; autophagosome membrane; plasma membrane.